Messenger RNA from Symbiodinium pilosum, 291 nucleotides. Lineage: Eukaryota; Dinophyceae; Suessiales; Symbiodiniaceae. The record is from the annotation of a GenBank genome assembly.
AUGCGUGUCAAGCUGCUGAGGUACUGGCUGAAGCGCUACGGGCACAAGCGCUGGUUCCCCAAGUACGUGGAUCAGUCUGGUGCCAAGGGCCAGACCGGGCUCUUCCGUGGAUUGGCAGCAUGGUCUGGCUACGACCCUCUGAAUGAGGAGCGUGGCAAGACCUGGAUUGAGGCCGACUACGGCAAGCCUUUGAUUAAGGACAAGAAAGACUUGCAGCUGCCCGGCCUCCUCACCAAGGAGCAGAUGCAGAAGGAGCUGGACAGCGGCAAGCUGAACCCUCCCAAGAACUGA